AUGCAAAUUCAAUUGAAUGGAAGUACUCAACUUGCAGAAUUACAACAUAAUAACACUACAAAGCAACAUUUAGAACUUUUACAUCUUUGGUUAACAUUAUUCCAUCAAAUUGUUAUUUUAUCGAAAGAAGAAGGAGGAAAGGAUAAAUCUACAAACAACAAAUUUUUGUUAGAACCUUCACUUGCACAACAAUUAGUUCAAUUAUUUUUGUGUAUUCAUGGAUGGCCUGGUGAUGAUGUUUUGCAAUUACUUUAUAAAAUUAUGCUUGAUAUUGAAACUGAAACAGUUUUGCUAGGAGAUGUUUUGCUAGGAGAUGAACCUUCAAAUAUUUCUGUUGUCAAAAUUAUUAUUGACCAUUUAUUAACGAAUCACGAAAUGGCAUCUCCCGAUAAAUUAAAUAUGCAUUUGGCUGAAUUACUUUUUACUCUCUGUUCAACUCCAAUUUCUUCUUCUAAAAGCACUUUGCCUAAGGAACGAAUGUCACAAUUACUUUCUCGUCAAGAAGAAUUGUUUCGUGGAGUUGUCGAUUUAUUACAACAUUUAACUGUACAAUCUUCAACUGAUUAUAUGGCUGAUUCUAAUGAAGAUUGGUCUAGAAGAGAUGCAAAAUGGAUGGCCCUUUCUUUGCUAAUGUGGUCAAGUUCUUGUGUUAUUUGGCGUAAUUCUGAUCCAGCUUGCUCGCAAUAUAAACAAACUUUGGCAAUGUGUUCUGAGCUUUCUCCAAAGAUUAUUUUGCAAUUAGCUCGUUUAAGUUUAUGUGACACUAAUUAUUUUGGAACAAUCUCUAAUAAUUCAAUUUAUGAGCAUGUUUGGAAAGCUUCCCGUUGGUUGCUUUGCUCGCUGGCCCGUGCUCAACCAGAACUCUUGGAUCAACUUUUGGACAUUUAUGGAUUUGAUGAAUCUCCUAUACCAGAAAAUCUGAUGAUUUUGGCUGCUCUCUCACAUAUUUGCCAAUCUAAACCGGCAAUUAAUAGAUUACUUAAUAGUUGUAGUUUCGAGAUUUGGAUACAAAAAACUGUGCAAAUUUGUGAGCAAGAUCGUUAG
Molecule: messenger RNA, 1044 nt
Organism: Meloidogyne enterolobii
Lineage: Eukaryota; Metazoa; Nematoda; Chromadorea; Rhabditida; Meloidogynidae
Source: the annotation of a GenBank genome assembly